Molecule: messenger RNA, 1053 nt
Organism: Diachasma alloeum
Lineage: Eukaryota; Metazoa; Arthropoda; Insecta; Hymenoptera; Braconidae
Gene: Cpap3-b
Product: protein obstructor-E
Exons: 4
Coding region: 99-989 (296 amino acids)
Cellular component (GO): extracellular region
Molecular function (GO): chitin binding
Source: RefSeq, a predicted model, not a curated record
CACGCUUUGCAUCUACAAGAGCGGAUUUUAAAAAAAUUAAAAAACAAAUCAAGGGGGCAAUUGUUGACACCUGUGUGCCGAGACUUUCAUCCGUCAGGAUGAAGACCAUCACUGUUUGCCUGCUUCUCGCAUGUGUCGGAUUGACAGCAGCAUUGACGAGGAAACAGGAGGCGGCGGAGCAGGGCAGGCGCAAGAUCGGUUAUCGCAGGCCGCAGACGACAGCAGCACCGGUGGCCGCUGAGGACGACGAGGAGUACGAGGAGGUUGAUCUUCCCGAGGAGUGCCCAGAGCCAAACGGCUUCUUCCCGGAUAGCAAGCAGUGUGACAAAUACUACGACUGCAGGGACGGAAAGUUCACGGCUAAACUGUGUCCGGAUGGCCUCGUCUUCAAUGAUUUCAGUCCUCAGCAUGAGAAGUGCGAUCUUCCGUUCGGAAUCGAUUGCAGUAAACGACCGGAGAGACAGUCCCCCCAGCCCUCACCCCACUGUCCCCGAAUGCACGGUUACUUCGCCCACGAGACCCUAAGUAUCUGCGACACCUUCUACUACUGCGUCGAGGGUAAAUUCAACAUGAUAACAUGCCCCGACGGCCUCGUAUUCUCGGAAAAAACCGGAAUCUGUAACUGGCCGGACGAAGCCCAGAAGAAGGGCUGCGGCUCCAAAGAGCUCUUCAACUUCACCUGCCCCAAGGUCGACGAGACAGUGGCAGCGACCCACCCACGUUACCCAGACAGCGAGGACUGCCAGUACUUCUAUGUCUGCGUUAAUGGGGAAAUUCCGAGGAGAAAUGGUUGCAAAAUUGGUCAGGCGUUCGACGAACGCACUGGCAAGUGCGAUUGGGCGAGAAAAAUUCCUGAGUGCAAAGACUGGUACAAAGGCCAAUUGACUGACGCUGAAUUGGAUGCCCUAGAGAAUCCCCCACCAAAACCAAAACCAACGGGUGGUCCCAGCAGGCGAAAAAGCUCGAGACCCACGAAAACUCCCGCCUAAACUCCAAUGACUACUAACGACUAGAGAUAUCUAUUAUUUAAAAUUCUAUACACACUAUUUUCUA